UUAUCAAAUUCUUUAGCUAUAAAGCAGGAAUCAGCACUCCAUUUUUUUUUAACUCAUAUCAGUAGCAUUUAGCACACUUUCACAAAAUACUGAAAGUGAAGUGAUCAAGUGUAGAGAGAGCCAUGGCAAUUCCUAAUAUACGGAUCCCUUGUCGGCAGUUGUUCAUCGACGGUGAAUGGAGAGAACCCCUCAAGAAGAACCGGUUACCCAUCAUCAAUCCGGCCAACGAAGAAAUUAUCGGGUAUAUUCCGGCAGCUACAGAGGAGGAUGUAGAUAUUGCCGUCAAAGCUGCACGGAGUGCGCUUCGUCGGGAUGACUGGGGUUCUACUACUGGAGCACAGCGUGCCAAGUAUCUUCGUGCUAUUGCUGCUAAGGUACUGGAGAAAAAGCCUGAACUAGCUACACUUGAGACGAUUGAUAAUGGAAAACCCUGGUUCGAGGCUGCCUCGGAUAUAGAUGAUGUCGUAGCGUGUUUUGAGUACUAUGCAGAUCUCGCUGAAGCUUUGGAUUCAAAAAAGAAGACUGAAGUUAAACUUCAUUUGGAUUCAUUCAAGACCCAUGUUUUAAGAGAACCUCUUGGUGUUGUGGGGUUGAUUACUCCAUGGAAUUAUCCUCUUUUGAUGACUACAUGGAAAGUCGCUCCUGCCCUAGCUGCUGGUUGUGCAGCAAUACUUAAGCCAUCAGAACUAGCAUCUAUUACCUCUUUGGAGUUGGGUGAAAUCUGUAGAGAGGUGGGUCUUCCUCCUGGUGCCCUUAGCAUACUAACGGGAUUGGGACAUGAAGCUGGUUCUCCUUUGGUAUCACAUCCUGAUGUUGAUAAGAUUGCAUUUACAGGAAGUGGCCCAACAGGGGUCAAGAUCAUGACUGCUGCAGCUCAACUUGUUAAACCAGUUACUCUUGAGCUUGGUGGAAAAAGUCCAAUAGUUGUGUUUGAUGACAUUCAUGACCUUGAUAUAGCUGUUGAGUGGACUCUUUUUGGCUGCUUUUGGACAAAUGGUCAAAUUUGCAGUGCAACAUCACGUCUUAUAAUACAGGAAACAAUUGCUCCACAAUUUUUGGCCAGGCUUCUUGAGUGGACAAAAAACAUUAAAAUCUCAGAUCCCUUGGAAGAAGACUGCAAGCUUGGUCCUGUCAUUAGUCGUGGACAGUAUGAGAAGGUCUUGAAGUUCAUCUCUACAGCCAAAGAUGAAGGUGCAACCAUUCUUUAUGGUGGCGACCGUCCUGAGCACUUAAAGAAAGGAUAUUACAUUCAACCAACAAUCAUAACUGAUGUUGAUACGUCCAUGGAAAUCUGGAAUGAGGAGGUAUUUGGACCUGUUCUUUGUGUCAAAACAUUUAAAACUGAAGAGGAAGCCAUUGAACUAGCAAAUGAUACCAAGUAUGGUUUGGGUGCUGCUAUUUUGUCAAAAGAUCUUGAAAGAUGUGAACGUUUCACAAAGGCUUUUCAGUCAGGGGUUGUCUGGAUCAACUGCUCGCAGCCAUGCUUUUGGCAACCACCAUGGGGGGGUAAGAAGCGUAGUGGUUUUGGACGUGAGCUUGGGGAAUGGAGUCUCGAGAACUACCUAAACAUUAAACAGGUGACUCAGUAUGUGACUCCGGACGAACCAUGGGCUUUUUACAAGUCUCCUUCAAAGCUGUGAAACUUUCAAGUGGUCAAGGAUUAUGUGAAUGAUGAAGAACCAGAGAUGAAACUUGAUCUGAUGUAGAACUAGCGUCGGUUGUUGUUAUCAAGUCUAAUAAAUCUGUUUGAAGGGACAAAAUGUGGACUACAUUUUUUUUACUGAUAUUGCGUUCCUCUUCUGUUUAUUUCAUCUUUAAGAGCAAAGUGUCAA
This is a messenger RNA of Solanum tuberosum (potato), 1832 nucleotides long. The record is from RefSeq and is a predicted model, not a curated record. NCBI's taxonomy places the organism in Eukaryota, Viridiplantae, Streptophyta, Magnoliopsida, Solanales, Solanaceae.